GAUCUUGAUUUCUGUGUGUCAUGUCCUCACUCCGCGUGGCGUGGUGGGGGUGAGUGUCAGGGCAGUUCUUAUAGUUGAGAUAAACUUUGUUCCAUGCUGUCUGGAUCCGUUUGAGCAGAGUCCAUCCAAGAGCUGCUGGUUCCUACAAUAUCCAAAAUGGGUUCCACCGCUGCGCCUGUGACCUUUACCUCCUCACCCGCCAACAACGGCUCCACCUGCAACACCCUGUACGACCACCGGAACUACGCCAGGGUCUUCAUACCCAUUCUGUAUUGUACUGUAUUCGUCGUGGGCCUGCUCGGGAACUGUCUCGCCCUUCACGUCAUCCGUCCCAACAUGAAGAAAAUGAACUCCACCACCUUAUACUCCCUCAACCUGGUCGUGUCCGACAUCAUCUUCACCCUGUCUCUGCCCUUCAGGAUCCUCUACUAUGCUCUGGGCUUCCACUGGCCCAUGAGCGAGUUUCUGUGCAAGAUCUCGGGCUUCAUCUUCUACAUCAACACCUACGCAGGGGUCAACUUCAUGACCUGCCUCAGCGUGGAUCGUUUCAUCGCUGUGGUCCUGCCUCUGCGCUUCGCCCGAUUCAGGAAUGUCAGCAACGUGCGCUACAUUUGUGUUGGCGUUUGGCUGCUGGUCCUGGCACAGACCCUCCCCCUCCUCGGAAUGUCCAUGACCAACUUAGAACCCGACGGCUACAUUACCUGCAUGGAAUACCCCAACUUUGAGAAGGUCGACCACAUUGCCACUAUACUGAUUGGUGCUGUCUUCUUGGGUUACGUCAUCCCUGUGAUCACCAUCCUUGUGUGUUACGCCGUCUUAUGUUCCAAACUCCACUUAACAGCCAAGAACAACCAUUUGACAGAUAAGUCAGGCCGGAGUCGCAAGGUCAUCGGCGUGAUCUGCUGUGUGUCUCUGGUGUUUGUCGUCUGCUUCAGCCCCUAUCACAUCAACAUCCUGCAGUUCAUGAUCCGCAAGCUGGUGUCGAGCCCCGACUGCGCCGAUCUCACAGCCUUCCAGGUGUCGCUGCACAUCACGGUGUGUCUGAUGAACCUCAACUCCUGCUUGGAUCCAUUUAUCUACUUCUUCGCCUGCAAGGGCUACAAGAGGAAACUGAAGAAGCUGCUGAAGCUGCAGGUCAGCGUGUCCUUCUCCAGCGCGGUGAGGACGUCACCCGAGGGCUCCUCCAAGGAUAUUAUCGAUGGCAACAAGAUCCAACUCAACAGCUCCACUACGUAUGCAGCCAGCGACAGGCUCACAGAGAGGAGGUUAUACAUAAGCGAGCAAAAUGAAUAGCUGAGCCACCAGGAGUUGAAUAAGAUGUGAGAAACGUUUGCCUCUCAGUGCGACUGUUUCAAUCAGGUCUCACACAAACUGAUCUGAACAUUUAUAUGGACUCAGCCAUGUCAUCAUAGACUCUAAGCAACCGGGAAUUCAGCUGCAUUGGAUCAGAUUAGUUUACAGAAUGGGAGACCAUCAACAUCUCAAGGAAAAGAAAACUGUUUUUGAAAAAUAAAACAAGGCGUCCUGUCAGUAAACUGAUGAGGCAGAGCACGUUGAAAGUGAACACUGAACAGAGAAAGAGCUGAAAGAGACGUUGGUGAACAUGUGAAACAUUUUUGAAAGCUAGGAUUUAAUAUUUGCGGUCAGACCUCACAACGGAUCCAUCCUCAUCUGCUUGUUUUUUUUUUUAGGAAGUGAGUUGUUAAGGUAGAAGUGAAAUCAGAUUCACAGACAUUACGAUUCAGUUCAGUUGUAAAAUCUCAGGAAAACCGAUGAACUGUAGGUUUAUCAUCUCACUAUCGGCACAAUCACAUCAUCAUUUCAGCUGCUUUAGAAUUAGUUUGCUGACGCUAAAAUGGACGUGAACACAAACACGAUAGUUCACCCAAAAAUGAAAAUUCACUCAUUAUCUACUACACUACCUGCCGAUGGAGGGGUGGGUGAAGUGUUUGAGUCCACAAAACACUUCAGAUUCAGGGGUAAACAGCCUUGCAGCCGAAUCAAUACAACUGAAGUAACUGGCGACCACUUCCUCAAAUGAAAAAAAAAUACAGAAAAAAAACAAAAAAUGCCUCUAUACUGCUCCUGUGGUGUCAUCCAAGUAUGCGUAAGCCCAGUCGUUCAAAUUCAAUUCGAAACGGCGUCAUUUCAAGUUACUUCUGCAGUUCUCGCGAGAACUUGUCAUAGGGUCUCGAUUGACCCCUGGUGGCUAUAUGCAGUAUAGGUCAUUAACCCUGCCUCCUCCAUUUUAACAAAUGUGACUGGACCAAGCAACAAAGUUAAAGUAGAUUGUAAAAUAAAUUGUUGUCAAAGAUGGUUUCCGUCAUUUGUCAUGGUAGCUCUUAUCACACUGAUGUAUGUUCAAGUGUUCCUGUUCUGGUAAGGAUUUUGUAGCUCACUCACCUGUACGACAUGGUGAGAGGUGAGGGCCACAUGCAACAUGUCAAAUGGAUGUGUCUUCUGUGUUAACUUUAGGUACAUGACCCUGAUUAAGAUGCAGAAAUGCCAAGGUGGCUUGUUUGGUAGCUUUACUGUUGUUGUAAUGGGAUGCACUCCCAUUCAUCCCACAUAGACUUGGCCCACACUGUCACUCCCACAUACUGUUUCCACCAAAGGUGGCCCGAAUUUGUUUUAUGCUUGAUUUAUGGAACACCUUUGCUAAAAAAGGCCCACAUUUGUUUUGAGAUAUUCACACUGGUGCGAAACAGAAACGAAUGGUCCAACAGGUGGAUCCUUCCCAGCCCAAACUAUCCCAGGAUUCAUUGUGAUUCAAUGACAAACUGUUUAUCAAAGAGGCAUAUAUGUAUACAGUAUAUAGUCUAGACUAUGAAGAGCCGUGAAAGCCUCGUCCUCCUCCUCGUCCUCCUCCUCCUCACCACAGAUCAUUAUAAAGUUAUUCACUUCAAUGUUUAAAAAUUGAACUCAGUGUGAGUGAAACUGUUAAUAACUGUUUUUUUCUGAAUUUGUUCAAAGGUUGAAUGUUUAAAAUAAUAUCUGAAAUAAAAUAUUAUUUAAAAA
Molecule: messenger RNA, 3018 nt
Organism: Hippoglossus stenolepis (Pacific halibut)
Lineage: Eukaryota; Metazoa; Chordata; Actinopteri; Pleuronectiformes; Pleuronectidae
Gene: gpr183a
Product: G protein-coupled receptor 183a
Exons: 2
Coding region: 157-1293 (378 amino acids)
Biological process (GO): G protein-coupled receptor signaling pathway
Cellular component (GO): membrane
Molecular function (GO): G protein-coupled receptor activity; oxysterol binding
Source: RefSeq, a predicted model, not a curated record